CGCCAUAUAUUCAUGUAACAGGGUAUCCCGUUUGCCAACCCCGCCUCUAUACAGAGUCCUCCACCGGAACCUACUUUAUACCUACUUUAUACCUACUUUAUGUAGUAUCAGGAGGUUAUUGUGAUUACUUUGUAAAUCAGAAGCUGGAGAGAUCCAUCUAUUUCUCUCAUAUAAAGCAAAGUAGUUAGGCAAAUUUGUUAUCAUAAAAACAGCAUACAAUGGCGCCUCGCACAGACUUCCCGCCUGUAAGAGCAUGUCUUUUCGACAUGGACGGGUUACUUCUUGACACAGAGGAUCUCUACACACUCUGCAUAAACCUGGUGCUCGAGAAGUACGGCCGUGCCUCGCUUCCCUGGUCUAUCAAGGCUAAGCUGCAAGGUCGGCCUGCGCCGGAAGCGAAUGCUCUGUUCCAUGACUGGGCUAAGCUUCCCAUAUCUGAGGCUCAGUACCUUACCGAGUUCUCCGCCUUACAGCAGCAGCACUUCCCAACCGCGAAGCCAUUGCCCGGCGUGGAGAAGCUGCUGGGUGACUUGGGAAGAACGCGGUGGUGGGACCUGAAGGACGAGGCCGGCGCAAAGAACGCGGAGAAGGGAGGGAGUCACGGCAAUAAGCCACAGAGAGUCCACAUUGCGUUGGCGACAAGCAGCACGCGCACCAAUUUCACUGUCAAGACCUCAAGAUGGAUCGAACUGUUCUCCGUAUUUGAAUCGCAUCGAAGGGUCUUAGGUGACGACAGCCGCAUCCAACCUGGCCGUGGCAAGCCCCUCCCGGAUAUAUACUUACUUGCAUUAAAAACUAUCAACGAUAGUCUCGAGGAGGGUGAGAAGCCAAUUACACCCGAAGAGUGUUUGGUCUUCGAAGACAGCGUCCCUGGGGUUGAGGCUGGACGACGUGCAGGCAUGAGGGUAAUUUGGUGUCCUCACCCGAUGCUGAAGAAAGAGUACGAGGGCAAAGAACCAGAGAUCCUUGCUGGACGUAUGGGCGAGGCUGGUGAAAUCGAUGAGCACCAACUAGGAGAGCUCCACGAUGGAUGGGCCGAUUAUUUACUCAGUUUGACAGAUUUCCCAUACGAGAAAUAUGGAAUAAUAGUUCCGCCUGCCGAGGCAGAAUUAGACAUCGCCAUGAAGGAGAAUACUGGCGAACUUGUUACUCAGGAUGUCAAAAGCUCGGCUUAAUAGACGUUGAAAGAUUCCAUGAGAGAGUAUUGUUAUGAGUGUAUAGUCUCAUCAGUCAUAACUCUUACAUCUUCCCUGGUCAUCGGUUACCGGCUACACAAGGGAUAAACUACCUAGAUACUCUAGACCUAGAUUAGAUUAUUUCGUAGAUUCUGUAU
Molecule: messenger RNA, 1333 nt
Organism: Hypoxylon fragiforme
Lineage: Eukaryota; Fungi; Ascomycota; Sordariomycetes; Xylariales; Hypoxylaceae
Product: HAD-like protein
Exons: 2
Coding region: 219-1175 (318 amino acids)
Molecular function (GO): phosphatase activity
Source: RefSeq, a predicted model, not a curated record